GAUCCCAUCCCUUUUCCCAUCUUCUAUGUCAAAAAGAUUCAUAAAGAUUGGAUUUUUAUUGAUAUUUUAGGUGAAUACACUAAAACCUACAACAUAUACAAUACUUCAUCCAUGGCUACUGACCACUCUGAUGAUUUAGACCAACUCCUUGACAGUGCUUUGGAUGAUUUUCAGAGCCUCAAUCUAGCUUCUGGUUCUCAAAGAAUUGGGGAUGGGGAGGACAAGAAAGAUAGUUCUCUUAUGCCUGGUAAGGUUCAAGGAUUAGGGAUGACGUUGCCCGAUAGGAAUGCUAAGAAAAAGGGGAAGCAAAAGGCUUCUGCUGAGUCAAAAGAUUCGCACGUAGCUGAAGCUCUUGAUAAGCUUAGGGAGCAGACUAGGGAGGCUGUUAAAGGAUUGGAAUCAGUGGCCGGGCCGAGACCUGGUGUAGAUAACUUGGGGAAUGAUGCAAUGAUGGAGGAGUGGGUUAAGCAGUUUGAGGAGCUUUCUGGAUCUCAGGACAUGGAGUCGAUAGUAGAGACCAUGAUGCAACAGCUUUUGUCAAAGGAAAUCCUUCAUGAACCCAUGAAAGAAAUUGAAGAGAGAUAUCCUAAAUGGUUGGAGGACAACAAAGCUAAGUUGAGCACGGAAGAUUAUGAACGUUACAGACACCAGUAUGAACUUAUAAGAGAUCUGAACAAAGUUUACGAGACUGAACCUAGCAACUUCAACAAAAUUGUAGAGCUUAUGCAGAAAAUGCAAGAAUGUGGCCAACCGCCAAAUGAUAUUGUUCAUGAGCUUGCUCCAGACUUUGAUAUAUCAUCUCUUGGACAACUAUCCCCAGAGAUGUUGGAGGGCCAACAGAACUGCUGUGUUAUGUGAAAACUGAAAUGUCCCCGUUCGAAUGUCCUGCUUGUUUUCUUUGUCACCAUUGUCACAGUUUGCAUAGAACAUUUGUUUUGCCCCGGAUUCUAUUUGUAAUCUUAUUGCUGUUAAUUAUCUCGGUGCCUUAUUUCCUUUUC
Nicotiana attenuata is the source of this 998-nucleotide messenger RNA. RefSeq names its product peroxisome biogenesis protein 19-1-like. The transcript is spliced from 5 exons. Lineage: Eukaryota; Viridiplantae; Streptophyta; Magnoliopsida; Solanales; Solanaceae. Gene Ontology annotation, biological process: protein import into peroxisome membrane. The record is from RefSeq and is a predicted model, not a curated record. Gene Ontology annotation, cellular component: peroxisome; peroxisomal membrane. The coding region runs from base 112 to 858 and encodes 248 amino acids.